GGCCCUCUUUCUUCCCGCUGGACUCGAGAAGUAGAAAGAAGAGAGGCGGUCGAUCUUCGGAUGCGUUUUCUUCUCUGGUCAUCAUCGUUGAGGAUCCUGAAACCCUAAAGUUCUUUUGAUCUGAUCUCUGAAAAUGGGAGACAUGAACGAUCCGUUCAUGCGCAACAGAGACGCUGCGGUGCAGGCUCGCACCAAAGCUCAGAACCGCGCGACCGUUCUGCAGUUGAAACUUAUUGGGCAGAGUCAUCCGACUGGUCUUACGAAUAAUCUCUUGAAGCUUUUUGAGCCCCGACCUCCCCUGGAAUAUAAACCGCCUCCUGAGAAGAGGAAAUGCCCACCAUACAUGGGAAUGGCACAAUUCGUGAGUAACUUUGCUGAGCCGGGAGACCCUGAAUAUGCUCCACCUGUCAAAUUGGGCGAAACUCCAGUUGAAAGAAGGGCUAGAAUUCACAAGCUACGACUGGAACAGGGUGCAGCAAAGGCUGCUGAAGAGCUUGAGAAAUAUGAUCCAGCUAGUGAUCCAAAUGUAUCUGGAGAUCCAUACAAGACAUUGUUUGUUGCAAGACUUAAUUAUGAGACAACCGAGCAUAGACUCAAAAGGGAGUUUGAAGCUUAUGGGCCAAUCAAGCGGGUACGAAUGAUUACUGAUAAGGAAACAAAUAAGCCUAGAGGUUACGCUUUCAUCGAGUACAUGCAUACAAGGGAUAUGAAAGCUGCAUACAAACAAGCUGAUGGCAGGAAACUUGAUAAUAGACGAGUGCUUGUGGAUGUUGAACGCGGUAGAACUGUUCCCAAUUGGAGACCUCGCAGACUUGGUGGUGGACUUGGAUCAACCAGGGUUGGUGGUGAAGAGGUCAAUCAGAAGUAUUCUGGAAGAGAGCCACAGCAGAUAGCUUCAGGUGGAGCCCCUCGGUCAGAGGAGCCCAGGUCCCGAGAGGAUCGUCAUGUUGACCGGGAGAGGGAGAAGUCCCGUGAAAGGGGAAGGGACAGAGACUGGGAACGUGAGAAGUCUCGUGAGCGAUCCAAUGACAGGACAAGGGAUCGUGAUCCACGAGAAGAAAGGCACAAUCGAGACCGUGAUAGGACUAGAGACAGGGACAGGGAGAGAGAAAGAGGCAGGGAUCGUGAUCGUCGUGAUCGAGACCGUGGUCGUGACCAUGAGCGCGAUCGAGAUAGAGAUCGAGACCGUGAACGCGACCGUGAUCGUGGACGUGAUCGUCCUCGAGAGCGAGAGAGGGACCAUGAUCGUGGAGAUUCUGAACAAGAUCGUGGGCGUUCUCGUGAUAAGGAAUCUGACUAUGAUCGCAUUGAGCCGAAGCAUGAACGGGAAAAGGAGAGGGAUUACGGUCACAAGGAGUCUGAGAAUGAUCGUGGGUGGAAUGACCAUGCUGAGCCUGGGCAUGGAUAUGGGCGUAUGGAGGCUGCUGACCGUGAACAUGGGCAUUAUGACCAUUUUGAGGAUCAAGGUCGUGGAGGAUAUGAUCAUUUUGAGCCCCAGGAUGACCAGAGACUCUCAGAUCAUGAUCCUGACCGGUAUGACCAGAUGGAGCCUGAGGAAUAUCGAUAUGAUCAAGGGGAUAAAAUUCGAGAUCGAGAACGAGAAUAUGAUCGUUCAGAGAGGUCUGUCUCACGUGAAUGAGUACUAGGAAUGCAGGUGAUGUGGAUUUCUUCCUAUUUGUUUCGCUUCUCUGGUAAAUUCAGACCCAUUAUCCAGCUUUUCGCAAGAAAAAAUGGUGCACACAUGCACAUCAUUCUUUCUACUGACUGGUUUCCUUAUUUUAAGGGUAUCGAUGAAUUCAAUGGACCAAAACCGAGGGGGGAAUGAUAUACUUUGCUCAUCUUAACAGGUACAGAAAAUGUUUCAAGAUUGGGUUUGAAUAUCUGUAUCCUAUGGUUGUGAAAGGUUUCGUGCGGUGGUGCAUUGUUACUGCUUUGUUCUGUUUAAUUCACUGCUUAUUUUGUUUUUUGAGGAAUGAAUUAGGGCGCAUUCAUGCUCAAAUUGUUGUGGGAUUUUGCUGGUUUCACACUUGACCUUAGUAGAUAUUGUUGUGUGGAUUUUUUUAUUAACCUUCUUUUGGGGUCGGAGGAUCAUAGUAUGUUGCACACUUCUUUGUGUUUACUGCUAGGUCGGCUAAUUCAUGAUCUGUAUUUGUAAUGCAAAGAUUUGAUCAAGUACUACCAGAUGGGACAUGAUGUUCAUGUGUAUCUGACUUGAGUUGCACUUAGCAUAUGCUUUGUCUUAAAGCUGAAGUACCGCUCCAAACGAUUUGGCAACUCACGUUUGGUUUGUGUUCUGGAUCAA
Macadamia integrifolia is the source of this 2302-nucleotide messenger RNA. Its product is annotated as U1 small nuclear ribonucleoprotein 70 kDa-like. Lineage: Eukaryota; Viridiplantae; Streptophyta; Magnoliopsida; Proteales; Proteaceae. The record is from RefSeq and is a predicted model, not a curated record. Gene Ontology annotation, molecular function: mRNA binding; U1 snRNA binding. Bases 134 to 1639 code for a protein of 501 amino acids. Gene Ontology annotation, cellular component: U2-type prespliceosome; U1 snRNP; precatalytic spliceosome. The transcript has 10 exons. Gene Ontology annotation, biological process: mRNA splicing, via spliceosome.